Williopsis jadinii is the source of this 960-nucleotide messenger RNA. RefSeq names its product S-adenosylmethionine-dependent methyltransferase (gene NNT1). The transcript has a single exon. Lineage: Eukaryota; Fungi; Ascomycota; Saccharomycetes; Phaffomycetales; Wickerhamomycetaceae. Gene Ontology annotation, biological process: peptidyl-lysine dimethylation. Gene Ontology annotation, molecular function: protein-lysine N-methyltransferase activity. The record is from RefSeq and is a predicted model, not a curated record. Bases 138 to 890 code for a protein of 250 amino acids.
CAAUGAUUGAGGGAGCUUGUGUUUCCUCGUAUAAUGUAUGAUCUUGUCAUCUACAACCAGCUAAAGCUCAUCGGGUAAAAUUUUAACUGAAAUAUUUCAUCACAUUUUCACACUACGUCUUUGAAAUUCAACGGUAAAUGUCUGACACUGAGUCAUUAGGAGGAGAUCUCUUCCAAGAGCCAGAAGGUUACUACAAGCCACCACCGGAGCCUCAUUAUGCUUCAUACGUUCGUAAGGUAGAGAAACAGCCAAAGGAUAUCAACCUGCGUCUCAUUGGCUCAUCACCACUCUGGGGUCAUUUGCUUUGGAACGCUGGUAUUUACACCGCUGACUACCUUGAUGAGCACUCAGAUGAACUCAUCAAGGACAAAUGUGUCCUUGAACUCGGUGCUGCUGCUGCCUUGCCAUCGUUGAUAUGCUCGCUAAACGGUGCUAAGCAAGUUGUGUCCACUGACUAUCCAGACCCAGAGCUCAUCGAGAACAUCGAACACAACGUGAAGAGCACAUGUGGACAUUUAAACAACAUAGCAGUGAAAGGAUACAUUUGGGGAAACGAUUAUACUCCUCUUCUAGAAACGAUUGCUCCAAUUGGACAAGAGAAAUUUGAUCUCAUCAUCCUGAGUGACUUGGUGUUUAACCACACUGAACACAGAAAACUCUUACAAACUUGUAAGGACCUCUUAUCAUCAAAUGGUAAGUGCUUUGUUGUCUUUAGUCCACACAGACCAUGGCUACUGGAGAAUGACUUGCAAUUCUUCGAGACUGCGAAGGAGUUUGACUUCAAAGUUGAACAAAACGAUCUUGUCGUUUGGAAACCAAUGUUCCCAGACGAGGAUCCAUCAACAGCAGAAGUUAGAUCGAGAGUGUACUCUUACUUCCUAUCGAAAUGAACUACACGAGGUGGUAAUAUAGUCGAAUGAAGCUGUAUAGUAUUACAUGAACAGAUUGAAGAGCAGAAGA